AUGAACAUGGAGGAGAGGCGAAGACGACAAGAAGAACUCUGCCACCUCUCCCUCACUUUUGGGGACGGGAUCCAGGUCUCAUCAGACCCGAGCCUGAUCCCGAUCGGAUUCGUCAAAAGGAAUGAAGAUUCCCCCUCAAUCACGACCUGCGCUUGGCUUCUUGGCCCGGACUACCCCACAGACGACUCUUACGCGAUUCCGAGAAACCGAAUGAUUAGCUUUGGAUCGGAGGAUUGUGUGCAAGUCACAUCAAAGAAGAUUCUCCCCUUUGGCUGCCCUUCAGAUGCACUCGUGGCGGCGAGGGGGGAAGAUAAGAUAGUGUUCAACUCACCUCUGUGUCUUGUCCUUGUACUGCUCGUCUCGAACCUCUCGGACUUGGACCUUCAUGCCGUCUUUGGUAAAGGCGAUAUUUUUCCUUUCCAUCUUGGCUCGGGUGUUCUUGCUCACAUCUUGCAUGAUGCUGUAGACGAUAUAUCCGACAACGGCAAUGACAGCGACGAAAAUGAGGAGGAGAAUGAGGGGGAGGAGGCUGCUGCCUUUGCUUCGAGAUCGGGCCAUGGUGUGCGGCUCGCGGUGCGGGAGAUGGUCAGGAAGAUGACAGGUGAAGGCGAGAAGUGGACAAGAUCAGAAUCGAUGAUGGUACUGAUGUGGGCGCAAGCUGAGAUGGGUCGGUUUCGGGUUCCAAUCGCGUGA
This is a messenger RNA of Penicillium oxalicum, 693 nucleotides long. RefSeq lists its product as uncharacterized. NCBI's taxonomy places the organism in Eukaryota, Fungi, Ascomycota, Eurotiomycetes, Eurotiales, Aspergillaceae. The record is from RefSeq and is a predicted model, not a curated record. Bases 1 to 693 code for a protein of 230 amino acids. The transcript has 3 exons.